This is a messenger RNA of Pseudogymnoascus verrucosus, 985 nucleotides long. RefSeq lists its product as uncharacterized. Gene Ontology annotation, cellular component: mitochondrion. The coding region runs from base 180 to 860 and encodes 226 amino acids. Gene Ontology annotation, molecular function: ubiquinone binding. NCBI's taxonomy places the organism in Eukaryota, Fungi, Ascomycota, Leotiomycetes, Thelebolales, Thelebolaceae. The transcript has a single exon. The record is from RefSeq and is a predicted model, not a curated record. Gene Ontology annotation, biological process: cellular respiration; ubiquinone biosynthetic process.
AAGGAAAUGGACAGGGGUCAGUUAGCUGGCCGAUGAGCUUAUCUGAAUGCUUCCAAAAAAUCGCGAUGUUUUUUGUUUGCGACUUCAUGUGUACAUUACCUGGGGCGGAUUAUCUAGCAUAAUGAAAAUUGUUUUUGAAGCGAUUGUACAAUAACUCUCUUUUUUUCCUACCUUCCACCAUGGCGUGUCCGAUUCCACUUCGAGUUAUGCGCCGCAUUUCCUCUGUCAAACCCCAGAACUUUCGCCCAGUUGCGCCAAUUCGACGAAGCUUUCUCUCUCUCCCGGGCUCCGAGCUCAUUACUCUGAAGGAAACUCGGAUACUCCCUUACAAAUCUUCGAGCUUAUAUACCCUGAUCGCCGACGUGGACCGCUACUCAAGCUUCAUACCUUACUGUCAAGAAUCCCGAGUCACAAAAUGGUCGGAACCAGAUACGAAGGGGAAGAAAUGGCCCGAGCAAGCAGACCUGAAAGUUGGAUGGGGAGGAUUCGAGGAGACAUUCACAAGCAAACUCAAUUGCGUCCCAGACACCAUUGUCGAGGCCCUCGGAGGUGAUGCUGUACCAGCCGUUUCAAAACAACAUUCACUUGGUCGCCUUUCGAGAAUAGAGUCUCCUGCUAUACCCAAUAACAUCUUCAAACGGUUAUCAACGAGGUGGACUGUGAAGCCGCUUUCAGGACAAUCCGCUACGCCUGGAGUAGCUCGUGUUCUGACAGAGGUGAACCUGGCGAUUGAAUUUCAAUUCUCAAACCCAUUGUAUGGAUCUCUGAGUAAAGCGGUUGCUCCGAAACUGGCAGAGGUUAUGAUUGAGGCGUUUGAGAAGAGGGCGAAGUUGUUGCUGGACAGCCCAAGGCAGGGGUAGGAACUUGAUGAGGGGUUACAACAGAGGAAGGCAACGAUUAUGAGUGUGCUGCAUAUAGAUGGCGUUGGGGGGGGUCGGAAAACCUAUAAUACUGUACAUACAAAUUCCAACAUUCGGUCACACUG